AAAUAUACCACUCUUCCUCUACAAGCCCAACCGGUUCAUCUUCCAUUGCUCUCUUGCAUACUAAGAUAUAUAUAUAUGAUGGAAAGAACCAAUUCUAACCAACAAACAAAGAGGUGUGCAGUAGUUACAGGAUCCAAUAAAGGAAUUGGAUUGGAGAUAUGUCGUCAGCUGGCUUCCAAUGGGAUAAUGGUUGUUCUAACUGCUAGAGACCAGAAGAGGGGUAUUGAAGCUGUUGAGUCUCUCAAAACUUCUGGAUUCCUUGAUAAUGUGGUUUUCCAUCAAUUAGAUGUAAAGAAUCCUGCAAGUAUUGCUUCACUGGCAAGCUUUAUUGAAACCCAUUUCGGAAAACUUGAUAUCUUGGUGAACAAUGCAGGUGAGAUUGGACUGAUCAUAGAUCCUGAGGAUCUAAGAACCUUUCUUGAACGUACUGAAAGUGGCGACUGGUUGGAUUAUGGAAAUAUGGAUGAGAAUGACAAGAUUAUAGUUGAAAAAUUGAAGCAACCUUAUGAGAAGGGUGAAGAUUGCUUAAAGACGAAUUACUAUGGAACCAAAAGAGUCACAGAAGCACUACUUCCCCUCCUUCAGCUUUCCAAUUCAACAAGAAUAGUCAAUGUCUCUUCUAUAGUAGGACAGCUCAAGUUAAUUCACAACGAGAAGAUUAAAGCAGAAUUGGAUAACAUCGAAGAUCUAACAGAAGAGAGAUUGGAUGAGCUAUUGCAAUGGUAUCUCAAGGAUUUAAAGGAGGAUAUGUUGGAGGCUAAUGGCUGGCCUUUAACUUUAUCAGCAUAUAAAGUUUCCAAAGCUGCCAUUAAUGCUUAUACAAGGAUUCUUGCCAAGAAAUUUCCCAAAUUGGGCAUAAACUGUGUUCAUCCUGGUUAUGUGAAAACAAACAUGUCAGGUAACACAGGGAUAUUGACAGCUGAAGAAGGUGCUAAAGCACCUGUAAAGUUGGCUUUGUUAGCUGAUGAUGGCCCUUCUGGGCUCUUCUUUGAUCAAAUGGAAGUAUCAUGUGCAGUAGUUACAAGAUCUAAUAAAGGAAUUGGAUUGGAGAUAUGUCGUCAGCUAGCUUCCAAUGGGAUAAUGGUUGUUCUAACUGCUAGAGAUGAGAAGAGGGGUAUUGAAGCUGUUGAGUCUCUCAAAACAUCUGGAUUCCUUGAUAAUGUCGUUUUUCAUCAACUAGAUGUACAGGAUCCUGCAAGCAUUGCUUCACUUGCAAGCUUUAUUGAAACCCAUUUCAGAAAACUUGAUAUCUUGGUGAACAAUGCAGGUGAGGGUGGAGUAAUGUUUACAGAUCCUGAGGUUGCAAGAACCUUUAUUGAACAUGCUUUAAAUGGUGACUGGUUGGAUGAAAAGAUAGAUGAGAAUGACAAGAAGUUGAUGGAAAAAAUGAAGCAAACUUGUGAGAAAGCAGAAGAUUGCUUGAAGACGAAUUACUAUGGAACCAAAUUAGUCACAGAAGCACUACUUCCCCUCCUUCAGCUGUCUAAUUCAACAAGAAUAGUUAAUGUCUCUUCUAUGCUAGGACAGCUCAAGUUCAUAACCAACGAGAAGGUUAAAGUAGAAUUGGAUAACAGUGACUAUCUAAUUGAAGAGAGAUUGGAUGAUCUAUUGCAAUUGUUUCUCAAGGAUUUCAAAGAGGAUAUGUUGGAGGCUAAUGGAUGGCCAUUAACUAUAUCAGCAUAUAAAGUCUCAAAAUCUGCCAUUAAUGCAUAUACAAGGAUUCUUGCCAAGAAGUUUCCCAAAUUGGGCAUAAACUGUGUUCAUCCUGGUUAUGUGAAAACAGACAUAACAGGUAACACAGGGAUAUUGACAGCUGAAGAAGGUGCUAGAGCACUUGUCAAGUUGGCUUUGUUAGCUGAUGAUGAUGGCCCUUCUGGGCUCUUCUUUGAUCAGAUGGAAGUUUCUACCUUCUAAUUCAACAAUCAAGAG
Messenger RNA from Telopea speciosissima, 1929 nucleotides. RefSeq names its product (+)-neomenthol dehydrogenase-like. Gene Ontology annotation, molecular function: oxidoreductase activity, acting on the CH-OH group of donors, NAD or NADP as acceptor. Gene Ontology annotation, cellular component: membrane. The transcript has 9 exons. NCBI's taxonomy places the organism in Eukaryota, Viridiplantae, Streptophyta, Magnoliopsida, Proteales, Proteaceae. The coding region runs from base 76 to 1914 and encodes 612 amino acids. The record is from RefSeq and is a predicted model, not a curated record.